CAUCGCAAGAAACACAGCGGUCCCAAGGCUGGCAAGAAAAAGAAGCGUCAUUUGAAAGAUUUAGGGAUCGAAGAUGAAGAGGAUGCCAGGAAGAGAAACCCCAAGGCCUUUGCUGUCCAGUCUGCAGCCCGCAUGGCCAGAUCCUUCCACAGGACACAGGAUUUGAAAACCAAAAAGCAUCAUAUUCCAGUGGUCGAUCGCACUCCCUUGGAACCCCCUCCCGUGGUCGUAGUGGUGGUGGGCCCUCCCAAGGUUGGGAAAAGCACCUUGAUAAGAUGCCUCAUUAAGAAUUUUACAAGGCAGAAAUUGGUUGAAAUUCAAGGCCCGGUGACCAUUGUAUCAGGUAAAAAACGGCGGCUAACCAUAAUUGAAUGUGGGUGUGAUAUUAAUGCGAUGAUUGAUCUUGCCAAAGUUGCUGAUCUGGCUUUGAUGCUGAUCGAUGCCAGUUUUGGUUUUGAAAUGGAAACCUUUGAAUUUCUGAACAUUUGUCAGGUCCAUGGCUUCCCCAAGAUCAUGGGUGUUCUUACACACCUGGACAGCUUCAAAAAUAACAAGCAGCUCAAGAAGACCAAAAAGAGAUUAAAGCAUCGGUUCUGGACUGAGGUCUAUCAGGGUGCCAAAUUGUUCUACCUUUCUGGAAUGGUGCACGGAGACUAUCAAAAACAGGAAAUCCACAAUCUAGGGCGGUUUAUCUCUGUGAUGAAAUUCCGUCCGCUGAUUUGGCAGACAACUCAUCCCUACGUCUUGGUAGACAGGAUGGAAGAUUUGACAAACCCAGAGGCAAUCAGGGUUAAUCCAAAGUGCGACCGGAAAGUUUCCCUUUAUGGUUAUCUAAGAGGAGCCCACUUGAAAAACAAAAGCCAAAUACAUAUGGCAGGUGUCGGGGAUUUCACUAUCAGCGAUGUCAGCUUCCUGCCAGAUCCUUGCGCCCUUCCCGAGCAUCAAAAGAAACGAGCCUUAAAUGAGAAGGAGAAACUGAUUUACGCCCCACUCUCGGGGCUUGGGGGCUUGGUGUACGACAAAGAUGCUGUAUAUAUUGACCUUGGGGGAAGCCACUCCCAUCGGGGCAGAGAGGAGCAAGAAAGACCAAACCACGAGCUCGUCCAGACUCUCAUCU
Thamnophis sirtalis is the source of this 1117-nucleotide messenger RNA. Lineage: Eukaryota; Metazoa; Chordata; Lepidosauria; Squamata; Natricidae. The record is from RefSeq and is a predicted model, not a curated record.